Messenger RNA from Cimex lectularius (bed bug), 776 nucleotides. RefSeq names its product neprilysin-4-like. Bases 126 to 776 code for a protein of 216 amino acids. The record is from RefSeq and is a predicted model, not a curated record. Gene Ontology annotation, cellular component: plasma membrane. Lineage: Eukaryota; Metazoa; Arthropoda; Insecta; Hemiptera; Cimicidae. Gene Ontology annotation, biological process: protein processing. Gene Ontology annotation, molecular function: metalloendopeptidase activity. The transcript has 6 exons.
AUAAAUUCAUUGAAGUUAAUAGUUCUGAGACAUGGUCNAACAACCAAACAGGGGUUGAACACGAAGAAUUUGAAUCAACGAAUGAUGAAGAAAAGCAAGCAAUUCGACAGUUACAAGCUGAACAGAUGAAAAAAUACAUGAAUACAAAUGUAAAUCCUUGUGAUGAUUUCUAUCAGUUUGCAUGUGGUAAAUGGAUUGAAAACAAUCCUCUACCACCGGGGUAUGGCAAAUCAGAUAUGAAUAUGAAGAUGGAACGAGAAGUGUUACAUUAUUUGAAAAGAUUCUUAGCACUACCAAAAUCAAAUGACGAACAUGUGGCACAUACCAAGGCUAAAAACCAUUAUAAGGCUUGUAUUGAUAAAGAAACUAGAAAAUCAAGAGGAGCAACCCCACUUGUUGAACUACUUGAGACGUUAGGGGGGUGGCCGAUUAUUAACGAUACCUGGGAUGGUUCCAAUUUUGAUUGGAUUUUAGUAGCAGAACAACUUAGCAAAUACUCUACUAUUUUUGGAUUUAUUGGUUUCAAUGUCCUUCAUGAUAAAAACUCCAGGGAAAGAAAAAUAUAUAUGACUACACCAAAUUUAGUUUUAGAUCCACACCUUUAUUUGGAACCUUCAAAAAAUACUGAUAAGUUGAAAAAUUAUAGAAAUUUUAUUGUUAAAAUAGCAACUCUUAUGGGUGGAAGCGAAGACAAUGUUAGAAAGUCUGCAGAAGAAAUUGUAAAUUUUGAGACAAAGAUGGCUAAUAAAUUGUUAGUGUUAAAUAUUUUGAAAUAG